Molecule: messenger RNA, 1567 nt
Organism: Mytilus californianus (California mussel)
Lineage: Eukaryota; Metazoa; Mollusca; Bivalvia; Mytilida; Mytilidae
Exons: 5
Coding region: 114-1043 (309 amino acids)
Source: RefSeq, a predicted model, not a curated record
CACGCGGAAAUAGUUUAGAUCAUUUAAACAUAUAAUUUCAAGCAGACAGAGUGUCUUAUCGAUACGGAAUCUAUUUAAUUGUUUAACGAUACACCUUGGAUAUUUAAUACAACAUGAUUUUAAGCAGCAUUAAUUUUAUCAAAGCAAAUACGAAGCCCAAAUUGGAAACUGACAGCAAAUUUACGGAUUUUAUUAUUGAGAAAAUUAAAGAAGAACAAGACCGACGUGAUGCUGCACUUGGUGUUGGGACAACUCAUCUGUCCAAAAAAGAACAGAAAUCAACAACAACGUUAAUCAAAACAGAUACUAAGGUACCCCCACGUGUUCCACCACACAAUGCGACAGACAAUACAGUGGUUUCUAUAGAAACUGGAGACGGCUACUUCAUGGGUUUCCACAAUAUGUAUAAACGAAUUGUCCUUUCAGACACAGAAACGCCUAACAAGAAUUGCAUUUUCCAUCAGAAACAAAUCCAUGCUCCAAGUAAAGAAGGAGAGAAAGAAAAGAUAUUGGUAGCGUUUCAUUUAAAUCACGACAAAACAAAAUACAUUGCUGUUGGCACAGAUAAAAGAAUAGAAAUUUCGGCGAGCGACACCGAGUUGGAUCCAUCAAAUCCAGAUGAUCGAUUCUUCAUUAUUCAUGAAAUAGAUAACGGAAUGGUUUUCGUUCAGCCUUAUCAUCAUAAAGGGUGCUACUUUCAUCACAUCGACAACAAUCUCACUGUCAGCAAGUUUGAGUUAAAUUACCGCCCACCAGAGGAGUUUUUCUUCAAAGUCAACAAAAUUAAGGUUUUGGAGACCGAAAUGUCAUCCGCCUCAUCCUUCGGUUCAUCCGUCACGACAGAGGAAGUAACGCAAAGUCAAGUGAAUACAAAUCAACAACAUCAUCUUCUCCACGAAAUUUCAACUAAAUCAUCGGCUUUUUCUCAAAAAUCUCAAAAUGUAUCAAAAGGCGACAGAAAACAAUCUCACAAACCUAGUUUGUUUCGUGGAUGUUUCGGACUUGUGUCAAAAUCAGAAAAGAUACAGAAAAAGAAGUGUUAACUGUAUUUUCCUGAAACAUGUAUACAUCCGCAUUUAUUUCCUUUUUUAGGUGGACUUCACCUCAGCUUUGCGAAUGAUUAACUGAUGAUGUAAAAAGAAAGGGAAAUAUAUAUUUGAAGAUGAUGUUUCCUUAGUAUUUGUUUGUAUCUAUGUUUAGAUUGCCAACUUCCGAUAUGACUAAUAGGAGGAAGCACGUUGAGAAAACUAUGAUUGAGAGACUGUAAACGCUGAUUUCCGCAUUUAUAACAUUCAUCGUUCCAUUUGAAGAAACAAACUUUCCCCCAAUCUAGUCAAUUUACUGUAAAUGGGUUCAUGAUAAUAACCCUAUAUACUGUUCUGAAUAUUAUGAAUGUAUUUAUUUUGUUGUAUGAAUGGUUUCUAUUUAUUUUUUUAUUUAUUGUUCAAGGAAAUUGUUAUGUUUUAUAUGGAUUGUUUUUUUUUAAAUACAUCCUGCAUUUGAAAUUAAUUUGUGUAACAGAUUGUUUAAGGCUAUCUUGUUGAUCUCAAAUAAAGAGUAAAAUUUA